AUGGGAAAAGAGAGUUACGUGAGCUGCCUGACAAGUCCUCUGCCCAGUCCCACCAAGGACAAAAAGCCAAAGAAGUCUGUGCAUCACAUCUCCCUGGCUCCCCCUGCUCUGCAGACCACCCCUCUGGGAGACUCACUUGAUGAGGCAGGUGUCAUGGUAGAAGAUGCUGGUUGUGUCACCUGCAUGUCUGACAACCGCCAAGGAGCCCCUUCAGUGGCCUCCUCUGGGCAGUGCUCAGAUUCUGUCAGCACUUCUGGGCUUGAAGACUCUUGUGCAGAGACCAACUCAACCCCCAGCAACAAGGCCAACACCCUACCACUGCCAGAAAGUACUAUACCCUUCAGCAAUGGAGUGCUGAAGGAGGAGUUGUCAGACUUAGGGACUGAGGAUGGAUGGACCAUGGAUGCUGAAGCAGAUCAUUCGGGAGGUUCAGACGGGAACAGCAUGGAUUCAGUGGAUGGCUGCUGUGGCCUCAGGAAGACUGACAGCUUCCAGAAUGCCCAGGCAGACUCCAACCCUAAGAAAGUUGACCUCAUCAUCUGGGAGAUUGAGGUGCCAAAGCACCUGGUUGGUCGACUAAUUGGCAAGCAGGGACGGUAUGUGAGUUUUCUGAAGCAAACAUCUGGUGCCAAGAUCUACAUCUCAACCCUGCCUUACACCCAGAACAUCCAGAUCUGCCACAUAGAAGGCUCUCAGCAUCAUGUAGACAAAGCACUGAACUUGAUUGGGAAGAAGUUUAAGGAACUGAAUCUCACCAAUAUUUAUGCUCCCCCACUACCUUCACUACCACUGCCUUCUCUUCCAAUGACUUCCUGGCUCAUGCUCCCCGAUGGCAUCACUGUGGAGGUGAUUGUGGUCAACCAGGUCAACGCUGGACACCUGUUUGUGCAGCAGCACACACACCCUACCUUCCAUGCACUACGCAGCCUGGACCAGCAGAUGUAUCUCUGUUACUCUCAGCCAGGAACUCAGGAACUCUGUGUCAUGGGAGCCAAAAGGCUAGGAACUUCUGCAAAUAGCAACGUGCUGCUACCACCUAACCCCAAUCCGGUUUGUCCUGAGUUAGCAAAGGCACCGGCGAUGUUCUUCCCAAGCAAGCGGGGCUGGGCAGCAAUGCCCUUCCACAUGCUGCUGGGUUCCUGA
Messenger RNA from Erinaceus europaeus (western European hedgehog), 1143 nucleotides. Its product is annotated as A-kinase anchor protein 1, mitochondrial-like. Gene Ontology annotation, molecular function: RNA binding. NCBI's taxonomy places the organism in Eukaryota, Metazoa, Chordata, Mammalia, Eulipotyphla, Erinaceidae. The transcript has 3 exons. The record is from RefSeq and is a predicted model, not a curated record. Bases 1 to 1143 code for a protein of 380 amino acids.